AUGAAUAAGAGUGAGGAAGUAAAGUACGUUAGAUUGAGAGUAGUCGGAGGCGAGCCAGCAGGAGGUGCCUCUCUUGCACAGAAGGUGGGUCCUCUGGGAUUCAACGCCAAGCAGGUUGGAGAAAACAUUGCAAAGCAGACAAAGGAGUACAUGGGAUACAAAAUAGGAGUGCUUUUGACGAUCCAGGGAAGACAGAUGGACAUAACCCCCGAGCCUGGCACGUCUGCUCUCAUUCUGAAGGAGCUCAAGGAGCCCCCCAGAAACAGAAAGAAGGAAAAAAACGUCCAGCACAAUGGAUCUGUCUCGCUUGACGCCAUUGUUGAAAUUGCAAAGAGGCAGAGAUCAAAGUCCUACGCAAAACACCUUUCCGGCACGGUGAAGGAGAUUCUUGGAACCUGCCUGUCCAUUGGGUGCCUGGUUGACGGAGAGUCUCCCAAGGAAAUCACUAGAAAGAUCAAAGAGGGAGAAAUAUCCAUUGCCGACGAAUAA
Molecule: messenger RNA, 489 nt
Organism: Nematocida major
Lineage: Eukaryota; Fungi; Microsporidia
Product: large subunit ribosomal protein L12e
Exons: 1
Coding region: 1-489 (162 amino acids)
Biological process (GO): translation
Cellular component (GO): ribosome; cytosolic large ribosomal subunit
Molecular function (GO): structural constituent of ribosome; large ribosomal subunit rRNA binding
Source: RefSeq, a predicted model, not a curated record